CUUUUCUGUGAAUAUUUUUUUUUUCUUUUUGACGUUAACGCAUGUGUUGGUGCGUCGAUCGGGUACAAAAAUUCUUGGCUUGUUUGAAGACACUUAGAAAAGGAAAAAAACUUCUCUGUAUAUAUCUCGCGUUUUUAAAACUCAAAGUUAAAAAUGCUAUUAAAUUUCUAUAAUCAAGUAUUCAAUACAGGGAUAAGAAGGACAAAUUUUUGAAAAUAUAUCUCUUUAUUUUGAAUAUAUAAUACUCAGAGAAGAAAGAAUUCAGAAGAAAAUCAGAAGAAGCAAAGACCAAUCUUAUGACUCGGCGGCGGAUUGUGCUACGUAUAAACAAACGGAUUCACUUUUAUGCCCAAACGGUAGCGACAGAAGCUUUAUGUCACCGUUAGUGCGAUGUCGCUUAAAUUGGAGAUUUCGUCGAGGGACAAUCUUAAUACUCUCUCACAAUCGCAGGAGGAACGACGUCGUACCGGAAGAUACGUCGCGGGCGGAACAGCUCUCGCAGUUACAUUGCUCGGGCUACAUCAUUUACUUGUACAGGGUGCGUCCACGAUAGCGGGUGUGUGCAUACCCGCCAUCAUAAUGGCCUUGUACAUAAUAUGGGUGCUGUACUCAGCCCGCAGGGACAGGCGGAAGGCGCUGAGGUUCGCUACGGCGAUGCAGUUGACUGAGGUUCUCAGCAUCCCUACCAGAUCCAGAUCUAACGUCAUUUGCAAGAAUUCUACGAGCAACAACAAUUUAGAGAAAAACACGUCAAAUCAAUACAAAUCAAAAAGCAUUCGCGAAAAUCCUGCUUUUUUUGAUAAAGAUGAAGCGUAACAAAAUUAGUUGAAAAUCUGAAAAAUGUUUUGAAAAAUUGUAUUAUAAAUAUAAUUAUUACUAAAUGCUCAAAGACAAGUCAUAUUAUGUUAUUU
Messenger RNA from Cataglyphis hispanica, 911 nucleotides. RefSeq lists its product as uncharacterized. Lineage: Eukaryota; Metazoa; Arthropoda; Insecta; Hymenoptera; Formicidae. The transcript is spliced from 4 exons. The record is from RefSeq and is a predicted model, not a curated record. The coding region runs from base 391 to 816 and encodes 141 amino acids.